AUGGCUAAUCAGUCCAUAAACUAUUCUUUUCUGCUCUUGGAAUUCUCAGAGGUACGAGAACUGCAGAUGCUUUACUUCUUUGUUUUCAUGGUGUUGUAUUUGGCAAUUUUGACAGUGAAUCUUCUCAUCAUUUCUGCAGUACUUUUCAACCAUCAUUUGCAUACUCCCAUGUACUUCUUCCUGAUGAACUUAGCCAUACAAGAUCUUGGCUCCGCUUCAGUCAUUGUCCCUAAAACCAUGGCCAAUACGUUCAUGAACACAAGACGGAUUUCUUAUUAUGGAUGUGCUUCUCAAGUUUUUUUCAUUGUCUUCUUUAUGGGAUCUGCUAUUUGGAUCCUCACAGUCAUGGCAUAUGAUCGCUAUAUCGCCAUUUGCAAUCCAUUGCGCUAUGAAAGAAUUAUGAACAAACAAGUCUGCAUUUACAUGAUUCUUGCUGUAUGGGUUGGUGGCCUUCUUAAUGGAUUCUUGCACACCUGCUUCACAUUUGCACCCCCUUUUUGUUCCAACAUCAUCAGUCAGUUUUUCUGUGAAAUCCCGCAGCUACUUAAACUUACCUGCACAGGUUUAAAUCUAAAUGAAAUCAGACUAAUGGUGUUUGUUUGUGUUUUAAGCAUAGGUUGCUUUUUCUUUAUACUUGUUACUUACACAUCCAUUUUCACUGCUGUGCUGAAAAUUCGCUCCUUGGAAGGAAGGAGAAAAGCUUUCUCUACCUGCAUACCUCAUCUUAUUGUGGUUUCCAUGUUCUUAUUAUCUGGAGUCUUUGCUUAUCUGAGGCCUCCCUCCCAUGAUUUGGAUUUAGCAUCAACUGUAAUAUAUUCCCUUAUCCCACCUCUUUUGAAUCCCAUCAUCUACAGUAUAAGAAACAAAAGCAUCAAGCUUGCCCUGUCAAAAUUAUUAAAUAUGGGCAGCCCAUCUGUUUUGAUUUGCCUCUUAUAA
Molecule: messenger RNA, 936 nt
Organism: Python bivittatus (Burmese python)
Lineage: Eukaryota; Metazoa; Chordata; Lepidosauria; Squamata; Pythonidae
Product: olfactory receptor 14J1-like
Biological process (GO): G protein-coupled receptor signaling pathway
Cellular component (GO): membrane
Molecular function (GO): olfactory receptor activity; G protein-coupled receptor activity
Source: RefSeq, a predicted model, not a curated record